This is a messenger RNA of Ictalurus punctatus (channel catfish), 1393 nucleotides long. RefSeq lists its product as uncharacterized. NCBI's taxonomy places the organism in Eukaryota, Metazoa, Chordata, Actinopteri, Siluriformes, Ictaluridae. The record is from RefSeq and is a predicted model, not a curated record. The transcript is spliced from 4 exons. The coding region runs from base 124 to 1143 and encodes 339 amino acids.
ACGGUGAGCUAGAAGAGAAAUAACAGCAUACAGAAGGAUAUCAGAUUUUAAUUUAACUUUAAAUAGAGGUAUAUCUUUAGGAAACCCUGUGACAAGCACUGUUACUUUCUGUUUCAGAUUAAUAUGAGUCAGCUUUAUUCACCUGAAGUUGUGCUGAAGAACACAGCGGAGGCUGCUAUUGUUCCAUUAAAAGACAGCAUCUCCACCCUGAAUGAAGUCUAUCAGGCCCUGAUUAAAGCAGAUGUAGAUCCUGUUACUGGGCAAUGCUCCAACUAUGACUACAUCAGACAGCAGAUAGUGCAGGCUCAUCAACUCCUGGAGCAGUCCGAACAGACGGCCAGUUCAGAGUUAAAGAGUCUGAAUGAAAACUUGGAGAGACUUAAACAAGAUGAGGGAAACCUGGAACGUGAGAUCAAUCAUACAAAAAACACCUUAGAGAACUUGAGAACAGAGCAGGCAUCAACUGAAAAAUUACUCAGAGAUUCUCAGGGAGCUCUGGAGUUGGCCAGGACAAACCUGAAUUCAACAAAACAGACAAUUCAGAAUCAGAAAAGGAGGAAACACAAAGCUGAAAUAAUCACAGGUGUUGGGGCAGGGCUGGUAGUUAUACCAAUUGUUGGAUGGAUUGCAGGUUCUGCCAUGUUGAUUGUUGGUGCAGUUGGACAAGCUCAUUCAGCCAAUGCUAUCAGAGUGGCUGAAGAGGAAAUGAGAAGGUCUGAUGCUGAAGUGAAAAAAUAUCAAUGUGAAGUGUCUGAGUACGAGUCCAAAAUUUCACAGACCAGGUGUGACAUCAGUGAGAAAGAUGACAAGUUGAAGGAGACGCAUGAAGAAAUCCAGAAGGUGAAGAAGCAGAUCGAGUCUGUAGCUGAGUUCCAGGAGAAAGUGAGAAGUGCCGUCCACCUCCUGGGUGUUCUGAGUGGGAGGGCCAGCGUGGCUGAACAUCAGACUUGCAGAUUCAUCCUCCAGGAGCCUGUGAUGAAGGUGAUGGAGGAUGUGAUGAAGGCCACAGAGAAAAUCACAGGGAAUGAGCUCCUCUACAACAAUGACAUACCAAGGUUCCUCGAUCAGCUGAAGGAGAACAGCCAGCGAUUGGCAGACAUCUGUGCCUCGGAGGAGAACAGCUCUAAGAAUAAAACCACGUAACACUGGUUAUGUUGUUUUAAACAGACAUGCACUAAAUAAUGGAUAUUCUGUGGAUUCUUCAGUCAAUAUAAUCUUGUGCUAGUUCAAAACUGCGUGUCAGAUGUUUGUACAAAUAAAGAUAAAGUGUUAAAUAAACAAUGGUUCAUUGUGAUAGAAAUUAGGUUUAAACUGAUUGUACUGUGUCUGUAAGACUAAAUUAUAGCAGGUGUACUUUUGUUUAUGCUGAAAGAGUAACUUGCAGGAGCAUUAA